ACAUUCAAAGCGUAUUAUGAGAUAUGUGUACUCUUUUUCCUUCACUAGGCUUUUUCCCACUGGAUUUUUCCUAGUAAGGUUUUAACGAGGCACAUAAUCUAUGGAUAUCAAGGGGGAGUGUUGUAAAUCCAUUGUAUAUGUGGAUGAUCUAUUAGAGUUAUCCAACAAUUAAUUGGAUUUAUGUAUUAGUGUUUCCAAUGUGAUAAGAUAUCAAGGUGAUAUGAACCUUGAUGAUAACUAUGUAAAAUUUCAAGGUGACCUUUGACUAUGAUAUCUCAACACUAUAAAUAGAGAUAUCAUUCACCACUAUAAAUAGAGAUAACAUACUUGAAUAAGAAAAUUAUCUCCUCUAUCUUAUACUUCUUGUCUUUUUCAUCUUAUAUUCUGAGCUUUCUUUACAAUAUAUAUAUAUAUAUUUUUUUUUUUCAACAUUGGUAAAGGAAGGAGGAGUUGAAAAAGUAAAUUUGCAUUUAAAAUGUUUGGUGGUUGGUGUAUUUUCAACUGUCACGCACGCCAUGGGGAAAUGAAAAGCGUGGUCAAACCGCGGUUGGGUUUUUCUGAUUUGGUUGGAAUUGAACUACAAAGGGGGAAACCUUUGCCUUCUCCACCACGUCUCUCAUUAUAUAAACAACCCUUUCCUUUUUUCUUCUUUCUCUUUUUUUCCCCACAUUUCCUUCUCCGUGAUUUUUCUUCCUCUUCUACGGUUUCGUUGUUGCCGGAGGCCGUCCUUCCAUUUACACGUUUCCACUGCUGCAUUCAAUUGUCAUCCCUACUCCGAUAUAAUCAAUACAUUAUAUCUUUGUAUCCAAGUGUUGAUGGAUAUAUAUAUGUUGAUCUUUGAAGAGAGAAAACAUUGUUCUUGAAAAUAAAAGGACCAUAAUAUGUGGUUGCAUCUGCUGUUUUUUUCCUCUCAAGUUGUGGGCUAUGGGGAGGUUAACAGCUACCUACUGCCAAUUGUCAAGUUUUCUUACCAAAUAUCAGUUAGUAUUUGAACCAUUAGUUUAAUUUAUUUAUGAGACCUCUCAGAUAACCUGUUGUUUUAUUCAUUCAAAGUUUGUUGACUGACUAGAAAAGUGAGGCUAAGAAGUGGGAAGAUGUGCAAUUUCCAGGGCUCUUUUGCUUAAUGGACCGUACGCCUGGCUGCAGUGAUAAGGUUACUUUGAAGAAGUGGUUUUUCAUCGACAAAAGGGUUGGUUAAAAAUACUAGGCACAAUGGACCUGAAAUCAAAUACAUCCCCUGUUGUCACCGAUCCUGCCCCACUGACUCCGUCCAGAUUGGGCAUCCACUCAGCUUUGAUGCCAUACUCUCCGGCUUUGCCAACUUUCUCCCCCACUCUCUUCCUUACUAUCCCAAGGAAGAAGCCUGGAAUUUUAGAUGAUGUUAGAUCAAAUACUUGGUUGGUGGAUGCCAUGAAAUCUUCAUCUCCUACACAUAGAAAGAAAAGUAAGGAUUCCACUGCUGAACUAGCGUCAAAUGAAAAUGAUCUUGCCUACCGCAUAUGGAUGCUCAAGUAUCCCUCAGCACUUUCAUCAUUUGAACAAAUCACAAAUUAUGCAAAAGGCAAAAGAUUAGCACUUUUUCUGGACUAUGAUGGAACUUUAUCACCAAUUGUAGAUGAUCCAGAUCGAGCUUUCAUGUCUAGUGCUAUGCGUGGUGCUGUGAGGAAUGUGGCUAAAUAUUUUCCCACAGCAAUUAUUAGUGGGAGAAGUCGUGAUAAGGUACAUGACUUUGUCGGACUAUCUGAACUUUACUACGCUGGUAGUCACGGCAUGGAUAUAAUGAGCCCUGUUCGAGCCAUUUCUGAUGACUAUAGUUGUAUUAGAUCUACUGACAAGCAGGGCAAGGAAGUUAAUCUUUUCCAACCUGCUAGUGAGUUCUUACCAAUGAUCGAGGAGGUUCUUAGAUCUCUUGUUGAGCUCACAAAAGACAUCAGCGGAGCAAAGGUUGAGAACAACAAAUUCUGUGUUUCGGUACACUACCGUAAUGUAGACGAGAAGAGUUGGUCAACCAUCGCCGAAUCUGUUGAUGAUUUGUUAAAACACUACCCCCGUCUGCGAUUGACACAUGGCCGGAAGGUUUUAGAAGUCAGGCCUGUGCUUAACUGGGACAAAGGAAAAGCUGUUGAGUUCUUACUUGAAUCAUUGGGGUUGAAUAAUUGUGAUGAUGUUCUUCCCAUUUACAUAGGAGAUGAUCGUACAGAUGAAGAUGCAUUUAAGGUGUUGAGAGAGGGAAAUAAAGGUUACGGAAUCUUAGUUUCUUCUGCUCCAAAAGAAAGCAAUGCAUUCUACUCUCUGAGGGAUCCAUCGGAG
Solanum lycopersicum (tomato) is the source of this 2310-nucleotide messenger RNA. The record is from RefSeq and is a predicted model, not a curated record. Lineage: Eukaryota; Viridiplantae; Streptophyta; Magnoliopsida; Solanales; Solanaceae.